AUGCCACAACUUGCGCUCCAGAGCCAGAGCGUCGAAGCUUCUGUUGCUUCUGCUAAUAACUCCGUCACUACUCCUAUCGAAUCCAACUUCCUCGAUCGUGCUCGUUCACCUGUCGAAGUCCCCGUCGGCGAUAGUCCUACCGUUGGUCGUGUCAUUCGCGCAAGCCCAAGUCUUCCCUCAUUCUCACUCGGUUCCUUGUCGCCAGGUUCUAGAUCUCCUCGACCAGCGAUUUCGAGCCCACUUAAGACAGCUUCCAACUUUCCUUACGAACAAGCAAGUCCUAGUCCGCGAAGUACCACCUUUCCAAGUCGAUCUACACCAACACCAACAUACCGAACCAAUACGGAGCCCGAAACUUCUUCGAGCCUCGUUAAAGAGACCUCGUUUCUUAGCGACUCCUCCGACGAAGGAUCACCGGAACCACCUCUAAGCCCCAGACAGGGCUAUACAGGCAGUCCGAAUGGGUUGCGAACCGUCUCCGAGCCUCUAAAUUCGAAGCCUGCUACAGGCUCAGACUCGACCUUGUCUCCGACCAUGGCUGGUCCGGUAGCUGCGGCCCAGGCCGAAUCUUCCAGACUUACUCGAAAUUCUUCUAUUGACUCGGCCAUCUCAGCAAUUUCAACCAAGUCUGGUUCAAACACCAACACCGAUGGCCAACAUGGACCUUCAGAAAUCGCCCACCUUGUUAAAACGGCGGGCAGUCCCGAAACCCUAAUCCAAUAUUUGCUAAAGGAGAAGCAUUCUCAGUCACAGCAAAAUAGCCAGUUAUGGCGCCUGGUGGAUAAGCAACGAGCUAUGAUUCUGGGCCUUAACAAGGACCUUGAAAGAGCUCUAAAAGACAAGGAGAAGUACAGAAAGAAGCUAAAAGAGGUCAUGUCGCUUCCAUCAGCUCCGUUGUCAUCAAACGAUGACGCAAAAGAGCCCACGAAAGCACCUGCUCCCUCAGCCGCCGGGGCUGACUUACAGCGGGCCAAGGAGCAGACCAUAACUCCAGAAUCGCCUAUUCUCGAAGCCGAAAGCCCAAGAAAUUCGCCGAUCGACAUCUCCAUGGCGCCUUAUCCCAUCACUCCACCAGCAGACCAGCUCAGUGCUCCACAUUCAGCCGUUGGCGAGCUGUUAAACCCUGCGCAUGCGAUGCCCAAGCCCCAAGACCACGCUCUGGACAAAUAUGACCACGAGGCCGAGGAGCGCGCUGCGGACUUCGCACGGAAGGAGAAGUCGGGCAAGCUGGAGGAACCACUAAAGGAGAUCCCCUACAACGUCUCUAUCCCACCAUCACGCAGCCUCCCAAGUGAACCGCCCAAGAUGCCACCACCUAUUCCUCCAGUGACACAUCUCCCAACGGUCGCUGUUCUCGAGGCCACUCCUCAGCCUGAUGAAGGCCUUUCCAAGUUUCCAGUGCCUCCACCAAGGAAACCACCACCUGCACCCUUGAAACUAAACAAGGAAUUGAGAACACAUCUAAGCCCCUCCCCCGAAGAAGAGGAAGAAACAGAAUCCGAUUAUGACGACAUCUUGGAAGUUGAUGAGAUUGUUAACGAUCGCCGUGGACGCCGGAGAACCCGAGAAGAGGAUGAUCGAGAUCGUGAAAUUAUUGCUAUAAAGGAAGCUGCUGCACGUAGUGCGUCCAAGAAGAGCAAGUCGAGCAAAUCUAGCCAGCCUGGAUCCCCACGAGACACAGCCCAGGUCCCUGCACCAGAAGUCGGGACAGCCUCACUGGGAGAGAUGCUAAGUACAAUCAAGACCAGGGAAAUCCCUGCGCCUUUGUUGAGCCCGGGCCUACCCGCAAGCCCCCGGCCUUCUAACUUCACUUCGCCGCCUUUGUCACCAAGAUCGAUACCGUUUCAAGCAGCACCUCUUUCUCCAAGACCACCUCGCCAACCUAUUCCAUUGCCGCCAAAUACUCCGUUAGCAACACCUGCUACACAUCCAGCGCGGGCAUCCGAAAACAGCGUUGUUUCUGAAGGAGCGUCCCAAAGACCAGGCGCUGCGCAGCAAGAAGUCGGCCACGCGGACCAACCCACUCCCAGAAUGUCAAGCCCUAACGAACGCACCGAGGUUUACAGGGGCUUGGUGACGGACGAGUACCCGGACCUCUUGCUGCCACCAAAUGCGUUGCCCUCUAUUAAGAUUAUGGUAGCGUCUUCUCGCAUGAAGCCGUCUCGCGCGAGUAUGAUGUCCCUGACUCAACUCGAGGAAGACCCUGUUUUCACUCUUGCCAUUAUCUCGCGCUCUGACAAUGGCGAGCUUUGGCGGAUUGAAAAGGACUUGGCGUCGUUGACAAGACUUGAUCAGCGACUGAAGCAGUGUGCGUCUUACACAGUGAGGGCACCUGACCGUUCUCUUUUCAGCGGUCAUGCGCCAGCCAAGCUCGAUGCUCGUAGGACGAUCCUGGAGCAGUUCAUGGACGACAUUCUAGAUAUUCCUUUUGACACAAAGACUGCCAUCGAACUCUGCAAGUACCUGUCAUCUCACGUUCUACCACCUAACCUGGACGAUGCAGCAUCCUUGGGUGAUUCAGGAUCUGAAAUUACCGGUAACAAGAUUGGACCCGAUGGACGACCUCGUCGUAGCGGCUACCUAACCAAGAAGGGCAAGAACUUCGGUGGUUGGAAAGCUAGGUACUUUGUCUUGAACGGACCACUGCUGAAGUACUUUGAAGUUCCUGGUGGCGCGCAUUUGGGAACUAUUAAGCUCCAGGGCGCACAGAUUGGAAAGCAGAAUCAGAACAGCGACAACCAGUCGCCAGCGCACGCCGCCAAUGGCGACGAACUGGAUAACCAGUUCCGUCACGCUUUCCUCAUCCUGGAACCCAAGAAGAAGGAUACCAGCAGCCAUUUUAGACACGUCCUUUGUGCAGAAAGCGACAAAGAGCGAGAUCUCUGGGUUGACGCUCUUAUGCAAUGGGUCGAUUAUCGCGACCCCGAAGACACUGAACCACCACUGACAUCAAGAAGCGGCCACGCUCACGAUCGUCAAACACCAGGUCAUGACCACCGUACUGAGCAUCGUACUGACCACCGUCUCGAACCUCCUCAUUCCGGCAAAGUUCGCAAGGUGCCCAGAAAAUCCUACCAUCACCCCUCAGACUCCGAUACGUUGGUUGGUGUUCGAUAUGAUUCCACUCAAGCGGGAGAUGCCCCCCAAGUCACUGGUCCCGCACGACCGAAGACUUCGGGUGGUCUCCCUGAAACACCCCAUGCCCAUGGAUUCGACACCUUCUCUUCAUCGCAGAACAAGCUUAUCUCAGGUCCUAGGGAUCCUCAGCCUAUCUCAGACCUGGGUGCUUGGGGAAACAAGCCAAACCUCCCAACUGCCGAUGAGAAGAAGGUAAGGAAGCGAAGCUUCUUCGGGUUUGGACCAAAGACUCGGUCCUCAUCUGAAGGCCAAGACUCAUUGUUUGGUGGCAGCGAGGGCGGCGCAAAUGCGACACCUCCCCAGAACUCUUACCAAGGCCCCGUGCGACAAGCUUUCGGAGCACCACUGGGCGAGGCUGUUCGAUAUUGUUCUCCUACGGAUGUGAACGUGCCUCUUCCGGCUGUUGUCUACCGAUGUAUCCAAUAUCUGGAUUCUAAGAACGCUAUUCUUGAAGAAGGAAUCUUCCGUUUGAGUGGCUCUAACAUCGUCAUUAAACAGCUCCGAGAACGAUUCAACACUGAAGGAGACAUUAACCUGACCACUGAUCGCCAAUAUUACGAUAUCCAUGCAGUGGCUUCGUUGUUGAAGCUCUAUCUGCGGGAGCUACCAACCACAAUUCUUACUCGAGAUCUACACAACGAAUUCCUGACAACAAUGGAGAUUACCGACCAUGCGGAGAAGAUGUCAGCAUUGGGCGAGCUGGUUCAGCGACUUCCUCAGGCCAAUGCGACGCUGCUCAAGUAUCUGAUUGGCUUCUUGAUCAAGAUUAUCAACAACGCGGAUAUGAACAAGAUGACGGUCCGCAACGUUGGCAUUGUCUUUUCACCGACCCUCAACAUACCAGCACCAGUUUUCGCAAUGUUCCUGCAGAACUAUGAGGGUAUCUUCGGCAUCGACCCCGAGGUUUAUGAGCUCCCCUCGCCCGUCUCCGAACCGGAACUACAGCGAUUUGAGGCACCGCCACGAUUUGACGUUUCUGCUCGUCCAUCUACCGCUGGUAGUUCAUCUCCCCAUGGCCAGAUGCGACCAAACGCGCAACGAUCAACCCCUACGCCUCCCCUUCUUGUCAACAACGCCCCCAUGCGAUAUUCACCCCCUUCAAGCGCAUCCAGACCCGGCUACGACCCCUCAGCCGGCGCUUUUGAUGGUGGCUACCGGCCACCUUCGGCAAACGAUAGACGCAUGCUGCAAGCCUCAUAUGAAGACCUCGGCAGUGCUUCCGCAUCAUAUGAUUCCAUGCCAAGCAGCAGACGUCGCGAGAGUUCCAUCUUCAUGGGUGGCAUGAUGGGACCCCAGCACCAGGGAUCGAAGAGCCGUUUGAGAGAGGAAACGCGGUUCUAA
Molecule: messenger RNA, 4479 nt
Organism: Fusarium coffeatum
Lineage: Eukaryota; Fungi; Ascomycota; Sordariomycetes; Hypocreales; Nectriaceae
Exons: 3
Coding region: 1-4479 (1492 amino acids)
Biological process (GO): regulation of GTPase activity; signal transduction
Cellular component (GO): cytoplasm
Molecular function (GO): phosphatidylinositol binding
Source: RefSeq, a predicted model, not a curated record